AGUACGGUUGCUAUAUCAACUCAGCGGCCGACUGCAUCAGUAAAAUGGGCCGGCGAUAAUGGAAAAAUACACAUUAAUAAAUAAAAGUCACCUUAUCGCCGGCCGGUCGGCAGGCCAAUUGUCCAAAGCUAGAGAGAGAGAGAGAGAGAGAGAGAGUGACGAUCCAGCAGCAUCUAAGUAAGGAGGCCAGAGACAGAAGAGACAUGCACACGUAGUACUAUGGCCUAUUCUGUGUUGUCAAUACAUAAUAAAUUAAUAAUAUAUCCAGUUUUCACAAAAUAAAAUAUUAUAUUAUAUAUCCAGUUCAUCAUCAUAUGAUCAACUAGACAAACAAACAAACAAUAUCCAUUAUAUUAUUUCUCAAUAAUCGUACUACCAGAGCCAGACUGAUAGUCAAUUCUGAAUAUAUAUACAAUAAUGUAUAGUUAUUUAAAAUAAAAUAAAAAUAUUAGCGAUCAUAAGUAUUUGUCACAACUACAAGAAUACGAGUAAGAAAAAUAUCAAUUUCGUCUGCAUGACUUGAAAUUAACUUGAUCUUCUGAACGAGAAUGAUACGACCUUUUAGAAGUGAAAAAAUGAUAAUGUAUUCAGAUAAUCGAAAUGAUGAUGACCCCAUAUAGAAUCGACAAGUAUAUUCAUAUGUCAAUUUUAACCUCACUUAAUAAAUCAAGAAACGAACAUGAUGUGGCAAAUAACACAUAACAAUAACAUAACAUUCAUACAUCUACCAUAUCAUUAUACUAAGGGGUCGUUUGGAAGUUGCGAUUGUUUUGUUGAGAUUGUCAUUAUGCAUGUAUUGUUUACAAUGUAUCAUUUUUUUUGUUUUUUUAGUAUAAACAAUACAUGGAUUGUUUCUAUGAUGUGACAGAAACUAUCACUCAUUUUGAGUGAUUGUUAUAUCUCAACUUUUAGUUGUGAUUGUUGAGAUAGUUGAGUUGAGAUUGUUUUGUCUCAGCUUUUAGCUGAUGCGACAUACACAAUCACACAUACCAAACGUUGUAUUCUACAAUGCAUCAAAUUCGACAAUACAUGUAUAAUAUUAUACGUGCAUUCUCAACAAUACAUCUAUUUAACAAUCGCAACUUCCAAACGACUCCUAAAUCUCUCCAUUUCGAUAUUCAUAUAAUAUUAAAAGGAAGAAAAGUGGGAAAAAAAUAAUGGAACAAAUUUUACAAGAAAAAAAAAAAGUUAAGAACACAAAACUUAAGUACCUUAUACUUAAAAAAAUAAAGUCUGGUGACUGAUUUUAGGAGUGACCUUAAACUUAAGUCACCAAUUAGUAAUUAACCCUAUAUUUGAAUUUCUUUCCAUGAAGAGCGAAUCGUUUACCUCCGACUGAACAAGACAACUCACACCCAACUCUGUAUUUCUCAGUUUCUUUAUUCCCCUUCUCCUUCUUCGAUUCGAACUCUCCAUUUUUAUUUUGUGGGCGAUUUCAGUGACAGCGCCCACACAUCUCACUUACGCUUGCUUUCCCGUUGCCCUCUCACCACCUCCUUUCCAGUCAUAUUGAAGUAUCAACUCUGAGCUUUCGAGUCAACCCAGAACGAGCAAAAAAAUUCCCAUUUUCUCCAUCCUCUUCUCCCCUGUCUGGUUUGCGUUGAAAAUGAGCAGGAAAAUCGAGGUCAACGCGGGUACAAGAUCAGGAAUCGAAGUGGGUUUCAUGUGAAUAAACAAGUAAGUUUGUCUUUCUUCUUCUUCCUCCUUCCUGGUUUUGAUCAAAUUGGGAACCAAUGAGUUGAAGCAGCCAUGGAAAUUUAGGUAGUUUUUGGAGUGGCUAAGGUGAAUGGUUCAACACCCAUGUGGGUUCUUUUGUCCGUUUUAGAAGUUGGAAUUGAUUCCUUGAUUGUAUGGUAAGGGAGGGUUUUUAACCUUUUCCACCAUUUGUAUCUCGUGCAACAGUUCGAAGGGGUAGAGUGUAAUGGAAGGCAGUAUGGCCUCUAAGAUUUCUGGGGAUGGAAACUAUCUACGGUUGCAAAAUUGUAGAUGGUGGAUUAGGGUUUUCCUUUUCCACAUGUUUCCUGAUUCAGAUGGGUAUGAGACGAAAGAGGGGAAAAGAAGGGAUUUUUAAUUUGUUUUGUUUAAUGGGAAACUUGUAUCACAUGUUUGACUAGCCACUUUUCCUGCUUGAAAGGAGGGGGGAUGGCCUCUUAGGUGCCAGCUGCUUUAUUUUUGUGGGCAAGUUGAGUAAUUACUUUAGAUCCUUACUUUCAGUUCACAUGAUACCUUGUACACAAGAAGCCAUUGAUUGUGUGGUGUUUUCCCCUCUUUUGUCUCUUCUUGUGGCUUUCAGCUCAUGCCUUGUACAUUGUCACUCUCAAAAGUGGUCUUUUGGAUUGCUUGGCUCUGAAUAUACUACAGGUAGUAGUAGUUGAUCUUCCAAGCCUGUUAUAACAUGCAGAAAUCUGCCCCUUGCUGUGUUUCUGCAGCAUUUCUUUGAUCCAUUGAAGUUGCAGCCAGGCUUAUGCUCUUGGAAGAAAACAGACACAAUAUGGCUUAUUCAAAUUCAAGAUCUGUAAGGUUUAGAGAUGAUCUUGAAUUGACAAAGCACCAAACAAUGAAUGUAGAUGGGACAGUCAAGCUCAAAUUCAACAUAAAUGGGACUCAUAUGUCCGAGUCCAGUGCCAAGAGCUCUCAGAGAGAUGUAAGGAAUGGAAAAUCACUGAAGGCCAAAGUUCUGUCUCGAGUUUUCUCGGAGGAUUACGAGAGAGUGAAGAGGAACAUAUUAGACCCUCGAGGGCCAGCAGUUCGAAGAUGGUCUAAGAUCUUUCUAGUGGCAUGCUUACUUUCUUUGUUUGUCGACCCUCUCUUCUUCUACUUGCCAAGAGUUAACAGGACUGCGUCGUGCAUAGACAUCGGGAGACCCCUUGAAUUCACCCUCACAGUUCUUAGAACAGUAGCAGAUAUAUUUUACAUGGUCCAUAUUUUCAUAAUGUUUCGGACAGCAUAUGUUGCACCUUCUUCUCGAGUUUUUGGGAGAGGGGAGCUCGUUAUUGAUCCUGAAAAGAUCGCCUCGAGGUACCUUAGAUAUAACUUCUGGCUUGACCUUAUUGCAGCCCUCCCUCUUCCUCAGGUACUAAUUUGGUUAAUCAUACCAAACCUUGCUGGUUCAACCAUGGCUAACACGAAAAACGUCCUCCGGUUCAUCAUCAUUUUCCAGUACAUUCCAAGACUUUACCUAAUCUUCCCACUCUCUUCCCAAAUCGUUAAAGCCACUGGGUUUGUGACAGAAACAGCUUGGGCUGGAGCUGCUUAUAACUUGAUGCUUUACAUGCUGGCAAGCCAUGUUUUAGGAGCUUGCUGGUACCUUCUAUCAAUAGAAAGGCAAGAAUCAUGCUGGAUAAGUGCAUGUGACAAGGAGAAGCCAUAUUGCAACUUCAAGUUCUUUGAUUGCCAGUCGGUUGGCAACUCUGUCAGGGACUUGUGGUUCAAGUCGAGCAACGCUUCGAGCCUGUGCAAGCCGGAUAACGAGUUCUACCAGUUCGGGAUCUAUGGCGAUGCAUCAACUUUCGGUGUUUCAUCCACAUCAUUCUUUGACAAGUACUUUUAUUGCCUCUGGUGGGGCUUAAAGAACCUUAGCUCGCUGGGGCAGAACCUUUCAACAAGCACUUAUGUAGGGGAAAUAGCUUUCGCCAUCAUUAUUGCAACUCUUGGUCUGGUGCUCUUUGCUUUGCUCAUUGGGAAUAUGCAGACAUACCUGCAAUCUACAACAGUUAGGCUAGAAGAGUGGAGGAUCAAAAGAACCGAUGCAGAGCAAUGGAUGCACCACAGACAGCUACCUCCUGAGCUCAGGAAUUCUGUCAGGAAAUAUGAUCAAUACAAAUGGCUUGCCACCCGUGGAGUUGAUGAAGAAACCCUCCUCAAAGGCCUCCCAUUGGACCUCCGUAGAGACAUCAAACGCCACCUCUGCCUCGAUCUCGUUCGUCGUGUUCCGCUGUUUGAUCAAAUGGACGAGAGAAUGCUGGAUGCAAUAUGCGAGCGGCUUAAACCGGCUUUAUCUACGGAAGGCACGGUUCUGGUACGAGAAGGAGACCUGGUGGACGAAAUGCUGUUCAUAAUUCGCGGCAAUUUGGAUUCCUACACCACCAACGGCGGCCGGACGGGGUUUUUCAACUCCUGCAAGAUCGGUCCCGGCGAAUUCUGCGGCGAGGAACUGCUGACGUGGGCGCUGGACCCGCGUCCGAGCGUCCUGCUCCCGUCUUCCACUCGCACAGUCAAGGCCAUUUCUGAAGUGGAAGCUUUCGCUCUGCGAGCAGAGGAUUUGAAAUUCGUGGCAUCCCAAUUCAGGAGAUUGCAUAGUAAGCAGCUGAGACACAAGUUCAGGUUCUACUCGCACCAGUGGCGGACGUGGGCAGCGUGCUUUAUCCAGGCGGCGUGGCGUCGGUACAAGAAGAGGAAGGAAUUGGCGGAGCUGAGAGCUAGGGAGGAAGGGAGCUGCGAUGAUGAUGAUCGGCGGCGGGACGAGGCGGUGGAGGCGGUGAAGAAGGGUGGUUUCGCGGCGGUGUACACGGCGAAGAUGGCGACGAGCACGAGAAAGGGAGUGACGAUCAUGAAGCAUUCUUCUUCCUCUGGGUCGGGUUCCAGCGUCGUUAAUGUGAAUUCGUUGCAAAAGCCUUCCGAACCUGACUUUUCUGUGGUUGAGGAUUAAGAACUAAAGUUUGUUUUUUUAAUUCCUUUUUCGGUUGCUGCCGGCGCCGGAGAUAUGUGUGAGAAAUGUGAAUGCAAUGGGUUUUGUAGAGAGGGUAAAAGGGGGAAAGUAAUGUACAUCGAUCGACUCUGUGAUUUGAUUCCUAUAGCAGAGACGUAGGAGGAAGAAGAAAGAAAAUCAAUCCUAUUGAUUUUUAGUUGCCUUUCUAGUUUCUACAUAUGCUUCAAUCGAGUUGCUUGAGUUAAUUCUAUACAACUUGUGAGUUAAUCGAGCUACAACAAAUCAAACUAGAUUCGCUGA
Molecule: messenger RNA, 4948 nt
Organism: Linum trigynum
Lineage: Eukaryota; Viridiplantae; Streptophyta; Magnoliopsida; Malpighiales; Linaceae
Source: the annotation of a GenBank genome assembly